GAUCCCCGAUCACUCAGGAUCGCCUUUGGCUUCAUGGUUGGUACGGCUGUGUCUCCACCGGCAGACUCGCAAAUACUGCCUGCAUAUGCCGAGGAUGGGAUUGUUCGUGUCUUCCACGGCUCAACUGAUGCCACUCUGGUUGAGGAUUUUAUCGCUCAGCUUCUUUACCACUGCGUAAAGCGACUCCACCUAGCAGAGGAUUUGCUUCGUGGGUUCUAUGGGCUGUCUGGGUUUACUUCUGUUAAGGAUAGUCUGGAGAAGGGGAUUGAAGGGUGGGAAUGAUUUAUGGUCUCUUUCAAUAUAGUGGUACAAUCAUAAAUAUAACUGGAGAGCCGCGACGAGCCUGGAAUG
Molecule: messenger RNA, 351 nt
Organism: Aspergillus glaucus CBS 516.65
Lineage: Eukaryota; Fungi; Ascomycota; Eurotiomycetes; Eurotiales; Aspergillaceae
Exons: 2
Coding region: 34-282 (82 amino acids)
Source: RefSeq, a predicted model, not a curated record